Messenger RNA from Symbiodinium natans, 1218 nucleotides. NCBI's taxonomy places the organism in Eukaryota, Dinophyceae, Suessiales, Symbiodiniaceae. The record is from the annotation of a GenBank genome assembly.
AUGGCGGCCCAAACGGCCCAAACGGCCCAAACAUGGGCUGCUCGAGCUUCCUGCAGCGCCAAGAGCUGGGCGGCUCAGCGCCAAGAGCUCAUUUCAAAGGCUGAGGAGCGGAGAGCACACAUGGCCCACGGCCAGCUGACUGAAGAGCACACUUUCCGGCCAGCGGUGGCAGCCAGGCGAUCCCGGUGCCAUGCCUCCAAUGCAAAGUUGGCAGUCAAGACGGUGAGCACAGUGAGCACGGCCACUCAAACCGAGGCCGAAAUGCCCGAAGUGCCUAGAGCUAACUCGUCUCAAGGCCGGACACCCCGCCGGAGCAUGAGCCCCAGCUCGAGACCCCGAUCAGGGCGUCUCAGUUUGCCAACAGCAAGCUUUUUGCAGCGUGCUACAAAAGCUCCCAGCAUUCCACCAGUAUCUCCGGUAUCUGUACCGCUGCAGAAAUGGGGCCUCCAAGGCCUCCAGAAUGAGGCUCAGAGCCUAGCGGCCUUGGCAUUCGCUGCGGUUGGAUCGGUCGCAUCGCAUGCAGCGACUGCAGGGCAUGCGUUGCAUGCUUCUUCAGUGUCCCAGAACCCUCCAGACGACACAUGUGCAGUCCCCUGCAGCCCCGAGCAUGCUGGACCAGUGCCUUGCGCAGUAGACGAGGCACAAGCACGGCCACUUUGUGCACAUUCCGUGGAGGAUGUGCAUUCUAAGAUGGCUAAGGCUGCAUCGCAUCCAGAGGUGGAGAGGCCGUCUGUGAUAGCUGAAGACCCGCCAAGCGAUAGAGAAAGCAGCGAAAGCGCUGAUGGCGAAAUUCCCGCACUUCCCACUGUGCAUUUCGAGGAUGUCAGAGUGUCUCAAGCGCCUCUAGGUGGCUGUCGCGUCAGAUUCAGUCCUCCACGUCAGAUCGAUGCCCAUGAGCGAGCGGCACCCAGACAGAGAAGACCGAGCAGCUUUGCCUUUGACUCUCCGAGUUUUGCGCCCGAGUGCGUGCAUAGUUCCCACAAGUCACACAACGUUGACCCAGGCAGUGCCAUCAAGGCCAAGCCCUGCAGGUUCUCGUGGGAAGAGGUUGCGCCAGUUAGCGCAGACAGCGGCACGGGUAGCGGCGCGUCCAGUGAAGCUGAGCAGGAGGAUGUGGGUGAUAUGGGCACAGGUCCCAUUCGGUACAUGUCCUUCGUGCUUCCACGGGCCACUUCAUACAACGAGUCGCUGAAGCAACAAGCGCACCGGGAAUCAUGA